Scatophagus argus is the source of this 6421-nucleotide messenger RNA. It is a transcript of the gene rprd2b, whose product is annotated as regulation of nuclear pre-mRNA domain containing 2b. Gene Ontology annotation, biological process: mRNA 3'-end processing. The coding region runs from base 48 to 3650 and encodes 1200 amino acids. The record is from RefSeq and is a predicted model, not a curated record. Gene Ontology annotation, cellular component: RNA polymerase II, holoenzyme. Lineage: Eukaryota; Metazoa; Chordata; Actinopteri; Scatophagidae. The transcript has 10 exons. Gene Ontology annotation, molecular function: RNA polymerase II complex binding.
GCUCCUUCAGUAUCAUAAGCGAGCGAUCAGCAGAGAGAGCAGGAAAGAUGGCGGCCGGUUCUGGGGCUGCAAGCGGCCAUGGAGCUCGUAGCUCCAAUCCUGCACUUGAGGCGUCUUUGGACCGGCGGUUUCAAGGAGUAUCCAACACUAUGGAGUCAAUACAGGGACUUUCAGCUUGGUGCAUUGAAAAUAAAAAGCACCACGGCCUUAUCGUUCGCUACUGGAUGAAGUGGCUCAAGAAAUCUGAUAACAAUCAUCGCUUGAAUCUCUUUUACCUGGCUAAUGAUGUGAUACAAAACUGCAAAAGAAAGAAUGCAAUUGUCUUUCGUUCGGCCUUCGCGGAUGUCCUACCAAAUGCUGCUCAGCUCAUCAAAGAUGGGAAGGUCCGCAAGUCGGUGGAAAGGAUUUUUUCAAUUUGGGAAGAGAGGAGCGUAUAUCCCGAUGAGGUCAUCUCCCAGUUCAAAGCCAGCUUGAAUAAAAAGGAAAAGGAGCGAGAGAAGCAGAAGGAAAAGGAAAAGGAAAAGGAAAAGGAGAAAGAAAAGGAGGCUCCGUUGGCAAAUGCCCUAACCAACACCAAAGCUUCCCUCAAGUCCAAGAUUGUAGCAGAGUUUACACCCCAGUCCCUCUUUGAGCAGUUGUCGAGAUAUAAGCGAGCAAUUGCAGAAGAGGAGUUCAGGGAGAAGCAGCUGGCAGCUCUCAGGGUGGACGUCUGUAGCACGGAGGCUCUUAAGAGACUUAAAGACAAGGCAGAAGGGAACAAGUUUGCUAAGGACUUUGAGGACAGCAGUCUGAAACUGCAGGAGUUUGUCAGCUUCCUGGACAAAGAGUUGAAAACAGGGCCUCCUCUGCUUGAAUCUUUGAGCAAUGCAGACAUUUUCUACGAGAUGCAGUACAAGGAGGUUAAGAUUGUGGCCAACGCAUAUAAUGCUUUUGCCAACCGUGUGGCCAGUCUUAAGAGGAAAUUGGAUUCCCUCAAGUCCACUCUACCUGGACCUGAGGACUCUCCCAUCCCCUCACCCUCUGAAGAUGCCCCCUCUCCCACGGGCUCUGACUCACCCUUCCUGGGACUGGGAGCUGGCCAAGCCCAGUUUGAUCCAGAGUUAGAUGGCAAGGCCAUGGAUGAAGGAGAAGUACCCAGUGACAACAGAGACAUGGAGGACAUGGAUAUGUCUGAUGAAGAGGCUGAUGCUGCUGCAGCAGGGGCAGAAGACAAGAAGGACAAGGCACCUGCUGUUGUUGUCAAGACUACAAAGUCAGAUGCAGCAUCAAAGCCUCCCACCACACCAACGAAAGCUUCCAAGACCAAUUCUACUGCUGCUGCCACAGCCACCCCAGUUACGCCCACCUCAGCUACUGCUCAAAGCAAACCAAAUGCCCCUCUGGGAGUCAGUUUGGAGAAGGUGGACCUGGGAAAGAUUAGCUCUAUUCUCAGCUCACUCACAUCUGCUAUGAAGAACACAGCAGCUAGCCCUUCUCGGCCAUCUCCAGGAACACCCACCACUCCUUCUGCCCAAUCAGCAGCUUCCAAAGCAACUCCUUCAAGCCCUGCCCUGGCCAGCAUCCUGUCACGUGUUGACAUCACACCUGAAGGCAUCCUAAAUGCGCUGUCCAAAGCAAACACACCAGGUUUGUCCUCUCUCCUACAAAGUGUGACAAACACCUCCUCUGCUCCUGCCACCCGAACUUCUCCAGAGUCAUCAGCAGUUAAAACCCUGCUCAGCCCAACAACCCCAAAAACAAAACCCACUUUUGGGAACAGCCUCAAACGAGACACACCUUUGAGAAACCGAGACUGGGAGAAAGAAAGACAGCUGUCCCCUCCACCACCGCCACCACCCCCUCCUCGUCCCUCAGCUCCCUCUGUUUCUCCCCCCAGCCUAGAAUCAAAAAUCAACAGUUUCCUGCAGGGUAAUCCAGGCUUUAGUCUCGCUCUAGGUGAUGUCAGCCCCGAUGGGGUGGAUGGGACCCCAGUGAGAGACGAGGCUGCUGGCACCCCCACCCAGGAUGAAAUCAUGGACACACCAGGGAGUGUGCCAGAAUCUCUAGGGUCAGCAGGAGGUCCUAACCUGUCACCCACAGCCUACCGCAGUGAACCCUGGGAUGCUGUGAUCACUCCAUCGGGAAGCAGCAGCAAUGGAGAGUUUGUGUGCUCUUCCUCCUCUUCCCGGUAUGGAGGUGGAACAAACCACGGCACAAAAUUAAAGGCCGAUGAAGUGAUAAAUGUGAGGAAGCAUAUCUCCUCUUCCCCCAGCACUGACAUGAAGGGUAAGAAAGAUGGACAGAGCCAGUUAAGGAUGAUGGGAAACAACAGAGGGAUUGGAGAAAGGAGACUCUCUGCAGGCUCUCGUAAGGCAAGCAGUAGCUCAGACAAUGGAGGCCUGACUGGGAAAGCAGAGGACAAGGGUCAAGAGUCUCCAGCUGCAGGUACCAAGGAGGGCCAGUACCAUCGUAUAGAGACACUAGUGUCGCCCUGCACUGAAGGAGCACCUAUCCAAACUCUAGGCUACUCUAACCGCCCACUCGCUGGAGAGCGCAUUAAGACAGUAGAGAGCAUCCGUGUGAUUGGCCGAGGCUCUCGGCGAGAGGGAGGACCUGGGGGUCGUCCAGGAGCAGCGAUGUGGUAUGAAGAGGAAGAAUACAUGGAAGCUCCGCCUCCCUCACCCCAUGCUGUCCCCCCUUCAAUUAACAGUGGCCCAGGGGGCACUGAGGACAUGACUCCCUCCAUGCCUCCUCCUCCCCCACAUCUCCUCCUCCCACAUCUCCACCCUCCUCCCACCCAUCCUCAUUCACAUCCUCCUCCCCAGGCUCAGUUCCAAAUGCCCUACCACACGGAGAACAUGCAGACUCCUCCUCCAUCACUUCUGCACCAGCAUCCUCCUCCUACAUCCCCUUUCUUCGGCGUGCCUCCACCAAUCCCUCGACCCCCUCCGCCUCCCAUGCCACAGCGCCUUUCUCCUCCAUCUACCCACCCCGCUGUACCCUCUGCAGUCAUGGUAGGAGGAGUUUUGGUCCCUGUUGACCGCCCCCUUUCUCUCCCUCCCCCAGUCAGACCUGAAGGUGCUGAUCGAAGUGGGGUGGGGCCCAGAGGAAGCAAAGUAGGCCCCCCACCCCUUAUGUCGUCGUUGCUAGGUGAGCCCCCUAAGCUUCCUCGUCCUGGCACAGUUAAAGAGCCUUUUGUGCCCCGUCAUGCGGCCCCUCUCCACCGGCCAGGUACCCCUGGCGUUCCUCUACCCUUACUAGGCAGAGUGAAGGAGCCCCUGAAUCUACCUCUCCCAUCCCCCUCUCCUUCUCCCACAUCCUCCACAACCUCCCCCUCAACACCUAAUUCCCCUGUAGUUGACUCUGUCCCCUCUCGCCUCACCCCUCAGUCUGCUGCCCCCCCUCUCCUCCAGCCCCCUGCUAGUCCUCCAUCUCAGCCCCGCAACCAAACCUCCAACCCCGUUCCUCUCCUCAAUUUGCCCAGCCCUCGACCACCGAUCCUCUCACUUCCCAUCCCGCAGAGACCCCUGCUGCGAGGCCGAACCCCCUCACAACAGCUUAACCGCGAUCUUCCCAUGGGGGGGUUUCGCGGGGGCAAACGGCCUGGUCCUCCAUUUACAGGUGGUCCCUUCCAUUCACAGAAGAGACCCUUUCUGCCCCCACGCUACUGAAGUGGUCAUCUAUGACAUGCUGAACGAGAAGUGCAAGCGCCCUGCGCUGAAGCGUCGAGUGUGUGUUAGCCCUGCUGGUAUGAGCCCAGAUAUCUUUACUCUGUUAAUUAGCUUGAAUUAAAACUGCUCUAGGUUGUGUGUAAAUAGCUGAUUAAAUCUUCAUGCUUCAGCUAGGCAGCCUGCCAAUCAUCUUACACUGUACAGUACAGCUAUGAGGUUAUCGGUUACAUAGUGCAAAAUGUUGUGUAACAAGCCUCGAUUUAUCACAUUUUUCAGUCUCUCUCUCUCUCUCUCUGUGCACAGUAGAUAAAAGUUUCUUUAGGUGUGGUGCAAGAGUGACAUAAACUUAGGAAGAAAACACAGAUGGUCCAAGCAGAAAUGAAACUUCACCUUAUUUAAAGCUGGCCUACCUGUGUGAUAGUUGAGUUAGUUUACCUGAGAUACAGCAGGAGAAUGAAAGAGACAGGAGUGGGUCUCAUAAGAUAGAAGAGGAAAGAAGCUGAAAGCAGUAGUCUGACAUUUUGGGAAAUAAGCUUAUUUGCUUUAUUACCAAGAGUUGGAUGAGAAGAUCAAUACUGGUUUUGUAUCGCCACCAAAUUCAAAGCUACAGCUGGCAGGCUGUUAGCUUAGAAUUAAGACUGGAAAUGGGGGAACAGCUAGCUCUGAUCUGUCUGAUGUUGGUUAGAAAAAACACCUCAAGCUCAGAAACCAAUAUGUUGUUGUGUGUUGCUUGUUUCAUCCAUACAAAAACUGUUAGAAAUGACAAGUUGUAGUCAUUCUGUACCAUUAUGUUUUAUUGCUGGGGUUCAUUGAGUCUCUGUUGGUUUCCUGGUAACCAGUAGUCAAUAUUCAAGAACAAGACUGCAGGACGUCACAGCUCUCAGCCCCAAAAUGCAGGUUAAUUUCGUCAACUUUAGACAGAUCCAACCUAACUGUCUGUUCCCAUUUCCAGUCUUUGUGAUAAGCUAACAGUUUCCUGGCCCCAGCUUCACAAUUAAAAGGCACAUAUGUCUAACAUAAAGCAAGAAAGCCAAUAACCGUAGUUCCCCAGAUGCCAAACUAUUCCUUAAAAACGUUUGAUUGUAGUUUCCAAAGUAAUCUCUUCUUCCAUGAGUGUAUGGGUGUGUGCUGUGUGUCCUUAAAUGGUUUUUCCUCAUUUGAAGUGAUGAGAUUUAUGUUGCAGCUGAGGUUAACACUUUUUGCUAUUUCCAGAGUACCUGCUGUAAAUAAUAUUCUUCUCUUGCUGAAUCUUUUUCACACAUUAAUCUCUCCCACUGUGUAUCUCUAAGCUUGUAAAUAUAAAAACUGAGAUGAUACAGCUUAUUUUUUCCCCCUCUUCAAGCUCUUGUUUCUGUUAAUGAGGACAAUGAUCUUCACUCACGCACCCUGUCUUUACUGUGAUUGAGGCCUUGGAUAAGCUUUAGCUCCAGAUGAAUUUCUCUAUGGUAUAUGUCGCACCUUUCUGUCCUCCUUUUGAAACCACCACACAGAAGAGGAGGGUGAAGAUAAUUCUGUGUUUUUUUUUUUAUUUCCAACAUAAAUGUUUAUCUGUGCGCGCUUCAAGUUAGAUUGAGCCAUGACGAUGGGGGUUGGGGGGUAAUUUCAUCUUGAACCACUCUCUUGCUAGGCUUCAACAUGUACUGACUUGAAUAAAAUCCAGAGUUUCAAUUCAACUGGGGGGGGAGGUAUUUUAUUUGGUCACUAUUUAUCAUGUGAAUUGCGCUGUUGUAAUUUAUUUGCGCUAUUCUGCCUGUCUUCAGAGAAAUUGUUUUCAUAUAUUUACACAGCUGCUGCCAGUUUUAUAUUGCAUUAGCAUUUAGCGCCUUUAUUUUUGCGUUGUAUUUUUCUACAAGACAGUUUGCAAUUGUCCAUUUGCAGCAGCACCCACAGAUGGUAUCGGGAUGGGGUGGGGGGGAUGAAAACAUUUGAGCUAAUUAAGAUUGUUUUGAAAAUGGUUUAUUUAAAUACUACAGUUGUUUAAAGCCCUUUCCUCUGUUUUGUUUCUUUGCUGAUUUCAUACUUUUGCCCUCAAGAUCCUGUGCUUACCUUGUGCUCACAUGGUUUUGUCCAGAAUCACUCCUACACUUCUCAACACUUCUGGGGGUAAAAAUGCUAAUAAUCCUUCCACUUGUACAGCAACUAUUACCAUAAUGCUUCCCUCGGUUAUACACUGAUGUAGUUUACCCCAGCCGGUGAGAGGUGCAUGUUGGGUGUUGCUGCUCAAAGCCUCCUGUGUUUGUCUGACCACGGAGUGUGUGUGUCUGUGUGUGUGUUGUCUCGUCUCCUGUGUUCAUUAUCAAGCAGAGUUGAAAGUUCGGUUCGUCUUGAUAACAUUGAGCUGCUGCAGAAGUUCCCGUAUAACAUUGUUGAAUACAUUGUAAAAAUGUAACAACAAAAAGCAUAUUUGUCACUACAGUGUUCGCACCUCGUCAGAGUUCUGAUGUUUUACUGAAUGUUACAAGUCUGUUACCACCAUUUGUAAACUGUGUAUUUAUCUCAGAGUUUCUCUGCAAAAACAGCUAAGUAUCAACCCAAAUCAUUUUAUGUGUUCGCAUUGCAUCAAGAGGAAGUUAGACUCACUGUUAAAACAUCUUCCUUCUUCGUAAGCACCUACCAUGUCGACUACUUAAAAUAGCCCCUGUAAAUAUCCUCUGUUUUCUCUUCACCGCUGCUUUGACAGUACCAGUUGGAAAUUACUGUUGGUCUGUGUACAUUUGACAAGUUUAACUGCUCUUACAGAUGUUCUCAUCAAUGAUGCUAUAUCACUGGUG